Cyphellophora attinorum is the source of this 1221-nucleotide messenger RNA. Its product is annotated as Protein dom34. NCBI's taxonomy places the organism in Eukaryota, Fungi, Ascomycota, Eurotiomycetes, Chaetothyriales, Cyphellophoraceae. Gene Ontology annotation, biological process: nuclear-transcribed mRNA catabolic process, non-stop decay; ribosome disassembly; RNA surveillance. The record is from RefSeq and is a predicted model, not a curated record. Gene Ontology annotation, cellular component: cytoplasm. Bases 1 to 1221 code for a protein of 406 amino acids. The transcript has a single exon.
AUGAAACUCCUCAAGCGUAAAAUAGAGCGCGAUGGCACAGGCUUCGUCACAUUAUGCCCAGAGGAGCCAGAAGAUAUGUGGCACGCCUACAACCUGAUCCGGCCACUGGAUCUACUCACUGCACAGGCUGUACGAAGGAUAAAGGACGAAACCAGCAACACAGGUUCGACACGAUCACAGACCGUGCAUAUGAAGUUAACGAUCCGAGUCAAGUCACUGGACUUCGAUCCACAAGCCGGGCAGCUACGCGUGAACGGCCAGACUGCACGAGAGAACAACUUCCUGCAACUCGGCCAGUAUCACACUCUUGACCUUGAACUACAUCGCAACUUCACGCUCGAAAAGGAUCCGGAAGCAGGGGAAGGAUGGGACAGCGUGGCAAUACAGCAACUUGCAGAGGCAACAGAUCCUACGAAUGGUACAGAGGCCGUGGCAAUCGUCAUGCAGGAAGGCCUUGCCAAUAUCUGUUUCAUCACACAGCAUCAAACCAAUCUUCGGCAGAGGAUAGAGCACGCAGUACCUCGGAAGCGAGCUGGAGCUGGAAGGUCAGCGGAUCACGACAAGGGAUUGCAGAAAUUCUUCAAUGUCAUAUAUGAGACGCUCAUGAGGCAGAUCUUGACUUUGCUCGAAAACAAGCCUGACGCGACGUUCCCCAUCUUGCUCGCCAGUCCAGGAUUCACAGCAGCCGGCUUUCUCAAGUACCUCAACGAAGUAGGCUCAACGAAGGGUGAGAAGCUACUUCAGGAUCUACUUAGGCGGAAAGCUUUCUUGGUGAUACACAGCAGUUCUGGCCAUCUGCACAGCCUGAACGAAGUCCUAAAGAGUCCAGAAGUUCUGGCAAAUAUGAAGAAUACAAAAUAUGCAAAGGAAACGAAUCUGAUGGACAAGUUCUUCGAGCUCCUCCGGAAAGACGACGGCAGGGCUUGGUAUGGGCCUAGUGAGGUUGAGCGGGCGGUGGAAAAGGGUGCAGUCGGUCGAGGUGGAGGAGCUCUCCUGAUCAGCCACUCGUUGUUCCGGAGCGAUCAGAUUGCGGUCCGGCGGAGGUGGGUGAAGCUCGUUGAUCAGGUCCGAGACGUCGAAGGCGGUGAUGUUCGGAUACUCAGCGCUGAUCAUGAGAGUGGCAGGCGGCUUGAGGGUCUUGGUGGCAUUGCGGCGAUUUUGACAUUCCCAAUUGAAGAGGAGGAUUCUGACAUUGAGUCGGAUGCGGGGGAUGGCAGUUGA